This is a messenger RNA of Tetrahymena thermophila SB210, 909 nucleotides long. RefSeq names its product hydrolase of the alpha/beta superfamily protein, putative. Gene Ontology annotation, molecular function: palmitoyl-(protein) hydrolase activity. The record is from RefSeq and is a predicted model, not a curated record. The transcript has a single exon. NCBI's taxonomy places the organism in Eukaryota, Ciliophora, Oligohymenophorea, Hymenostomatida, Tetrahymenidae. Gene Ontology annotation, cellular component: membrane.
AUGGGAAAGACUAUCAGUAAAGCUUUUUUUUUUUAGCCUCCUAAAUAACCAAGCUACCAUUCUAAAAGCGACUUUUGGGUAGAUAAAUUAAUAUUUAUAAAUGAAGACUUUAGCACAAUUUAAAGGGAUUAAAGUAUUCCAUGCUUAUUUUGUCCUUAUUACUACCCAAACACGACCUAGAUAUCUAACUAAAUAUUGAUAUUUUUUCAUUCUACAGCUAGCGAUUUAGCUCAAGACCACCACUAUAUAUCUGAAAUACGUAACCAUUUGUAAGUUAGCGUUUUAGGAGUUGAAUAUCCAGGUUAUGGCAUUUACAAAGGGAAUCCUUCUCCAGAAGGUAUAGAGAAAGAUGCUCUUAUUGUAUAUAACUUUGUCAAUCAAUGCUUGUUAUAUCCUACUUAAGAUAUAAUAGUCAUGGGACUAUUAAUGGGUACUGGCCCUGCUUCUUAUUUGUGUUCUUAAGUUAAAUUUAGCCUUUUAAUAUUAAUAGUACCUUUUAAAUCUUGGAGAAGAGUAGCAAAAGAUCAUGCAUCAUUUUUAGGAAAUAUAGUUCCUAAAGACUACUUUAAUAAUUUUGAAAACUUAAAUAAAGGUAUAUUCAAUUGUAAAACAAUUGUUAUAGAUGACGGUCCAGAUGAAGAUCAAUGUGCUUAAUGUAGUCAUUUGUAUUUUGACAAGAUUUACUACAGUGAAUAAAUGUUUUUACAUUUUUACAAUAAAAUAAACCAACUUAAUAAAAUAAUGAAAUUUAGAUUUUUUCAUAAUAUGAAUCCUUUUUAACAUGACAUUUAUCUUCAUUGUAUAAAUCCUGUUUAAGAGAUUAUUAAAGAAUGGAAUAUUCAAUCUCACAAUAUUUCUUAUGAGCACACUUAGUAUAAGCUAUAAAAAAUUUAAGAAAGGUGUUAUUGA